GAUAAUGUCCAUUACAACCAGCCUAAACAAGUCCUCCGGCUGCUGCCUUGGUGGAGAUGGCGUUCCCGGUCCCGGUGGCUGUUCCACACCCGAGACCCAUCCGCCGUCUGGGCCGUCUCCACGUCACCCCCAUCCUCGCCGCCGCGGCAAGAAACUCCGGUCCACAGCCCCUCCCCGACGAGCUCCAGCUCGUCGCCGACGUCCGCUCCCCGCACAACCACAUCCGCGUCGCCGACGUCUCCCCGCGCGCUGCCGGCCACCCCCUCGCCGGCGCACGCCUCCUCCUCCUCGACGGCCCGGGCAACAUCCACUCCGUCUCCUUCCCUCGUCGCCCCUACCGCCCCCUCACUUCCACCUACUUCGACGCCUUCGCCACCCUCCCGCCUCUCCUCCCGCGCCCAUCCCUCGCCGUCCUCGGCUUCGGCGCGGGCUCCGCCGCGCGCGCCCUCCUCCAUUUCUACCCAGACAUAUCCGUCCACGGCUGGGAGCUCGACCCCUCUGUCAUCGCCGUCGCCCGGGACUUCUUCAGCCUCGCCGAGCUCGAAAGGGACCACGCCGGCAGGCUGUUCAUCCACGUCGGCGACGCGCUGGAGGCCGAGGCCGUGCCGGGAGGCUUCGGCGGCGUGCUGGUGGAUCUGUUCGCCAACGGGAGCGUGCUGCCGGAGCUCCAGAAAGCGGACACCUGGCGCCAGAUAGGCGGGAUGGUGGCGCCGGGAGGGAGGGUGAUGGUGAACUGCGGCGGGGGCUGCGUGGAGGCGGAGGAGGAGGGGAGAGACGGCGAGGCGGUGAAGGAUGCGACGCUGCGGGCGAUGGCGGCAGCGUUCGGGGAGGGCAUGGUAGCUGUGCUGAGUGUGGAUGAAAGUUGGGUGGCGAUGACAGGGCCGGUGGCGUGGACGUCCGAGGCGGCGGCGGCGUGGAAGGCUAGGCUGCCGCCGGAGCUUGGCCACUAUGUUGAUAUGUGGAAGCCGUACAAUGGCAAUGGUGAUACAUGAAUACAUGGGGAUUAUGCGGUGGUUCUCGGUGCAAGAAUGCAGAGUGAUUUCUGUCACCUUCAGGGCUACCGUCUUGAUCUGCAUGUGGUCCUUACUCACUCCUGUGGAAACCAGGUAGCCUUUGGUUACUGGGUGUGCCCGAUGGGAGAUGGUAGCUCAGGCUAUCUUCAGCCGAUAUGGAUGGCGACAUGCUGAUAGAAUAGGGAAUUAGUCAACUACUCCUAUUCAUAUCCUCGGCUUAGGCGUUGAUCGCCUUGUAAUUUCUUUUUUUCUUUACUUUCGACUUUGUACCUAUUUUGGAUCUUUUCAGUUAUUAAAUAAAUGGCUGUAUGCAUCACUUGAUGCAGAGGCCAGGGCGAGACCUCCUUUUCGAAAAAAAAAAUAUAAAUCC
Molecule: messenger RNA, 1383 nt
Organism: Hordeum vulgare subsp. vulgare (domesticated barley)
Lineage: Eukaryota; Viridiplantae; Streptophyta; Magnoliopsida; Poales; Poaceae
Exons: 2
Coding region: 57-992 (311 amino acids)
Source: RefSeq, a predicted model, not a curated record